Molecule: messenger RNA, 217 nt
Organism: Didymodactylos carnosus
Lineage: Eukaryota; Metazoa; Rotifera; Eurotatoria; Philodinida; Philodinidae
Source: the annotation of a GenBank genome assembly
GGUUAUUGUUUCUUGCUAUUAUAAUGCUUUUAUAAUUUUUACUAUAACUUUAGGCCAAGGUUUAAUUGUUAAUCUUAGUUUGAGAAAUUUAAGUGUAAUACUUAGAUUAGUAGUGGUUUUAUUUUUAAGUAUUUUACACUUACUGUUUCUUCAUGAUGGUGGUAGUAGGAAUCCAUUAGGUGUUUCCACUAAGUUAGAUAAAAUUGAAUUUCAUUGA